Zychaea mexicana is the source of this 3504-nucleotide messenger RNA. Its product is annotated as Glycerophosphoryl diester phosphodiesterase family-domain-containing protein. The transcript is spliced from 10 exons. Gene Ontology annotation, molecular function: protein binding; glycerophosphocholine phosphodiesterase activity. Lineage: Eukaryota; Fungi; Mucoromycota; Mucoromycetes; Mucorales; Lichtheimiaceae. The coding region runs from base 1 to 3504 and encodes 1167 amino acids. Gene Ontology annotation, biological process: glycerophospholipid catabolic process. The record is from RefSeq and is a predicted model, not a curated record.
AUGAAGUUUGGUAAGACAUUGCUUCGCAACCAAAUCCCAGAAUGGUCCAAGAACUAUCUGUCCUACAAAUCUCUCAAGAAGACAAUCAACGAGGCUGCCCGCAAUUCACCGCCAUCGGAAGAGGCUACGACUGCCAUUUUCUUCCAGCUGGACAGAGAACUGGAAAAGGUCGACACGUUCUAUACGUACAAGCAAUCGCAGAUCGACCGACGAUUGUGGAUCUUGUCAGAAAAGUACCACCAGUACAACAAUGAAAAAAGCGUCAAAACCAAUGGGGACGUGACCAGUACAGCUGCUAAUGGUGGCGGCGAUAACAACAACAGCAGCAGCACAACAAGCUCGUUGCCAGAUAUCCAAGAAGAGCUUGUCAGUGCGUUGCAAGAGACACGUGCGCAAAUGAGCAAAAUUAUGUGGUUUGCCGAGCUCAAUGCAAAGGGGUUCCGAAAGAUUUUGAAAAAGUUGGAUAAGAAACUCGGCCUGGACACUCAGAAUGUAUAUUGGCAGACCAAGGUUGCCGUGUUGCCAUUUGCAUCGCACGAACACAUCCGCACAGAAAUCGACAAGGUCAACAACUGGAUCUCUACACUGGCUGUGACUGAUGACCGGUCGUUGAUGCGCGAGUCGACCAUACGCCAUCCAGCCUCCGUAUCCGUCAAGUUGCCAAUGCCGGACACUAUCCGUCGCUACAACAAUCUCUUGACAGACCAGGAAAACGAGCAGUGUGCCGACGCCAUCGAUGCAGACGACUCCGAAAGGCUGGCAUUGCUACUCAGCAGGUCGAAUUCUUUGUCGACUGUCAAGUCAAAGUCAGACGCCGAUCAGGCACGCUAUACGCUUCUAGAACUUGCCGUUCAACGGGAUUCCGUACGCUGUAUCGAAUAUUUGGUCGAGAACGGUGCUAGUCCUCUAGACCAUCACGACAUCAACGAGCGCAACUUGUUGCACAAACUGUGUAUCUUGUGUGGUGAAGCUCGGCCGGAACAGGGAUCAUCGAAAGUCCUCGAAUCUCUCUUACAACUAUUACCCAAACUGCCCGUACAGACGGAUUUCGCUGGCCGUCGACCUUUGCAUUAUGCUGCCGAGUUUGGCCAAUCAGAAACUGUGCGUCUACUUAUGGAUCAUGCAGUGAAGCACGGUUACUAUAGUGAUGCGGGAUUUGCGGAUCCUGUUUGGCAGGAUCGUGAAGGUCAUACGCCUCUGUUCUUGGCCAUUCUCCAUGGCAAUUACCAAACAUUAAGCGCGUUGAUCGAAUUUGGCAACAUCAAGGAUGUCGAUAGAGUUAUCGCAGCGGCUUCCCAGCGACAAGCCAAUGUCAGCAAUGGUGUGACAAGUGACAACGAACAGAUUCCCGAAUUUGCUCGCUUGUCACACCAUCCCUCAGUAGUUGCCAUGGCAUGUGCACAAUCCAAUUUGGACCUCUUAAAUUUGCUCAUCGACAAUGGUGUCCAGGUGGAUCUUGCCGAUGAGGAUGGUGAGACCGCUUUGCAUAUUGCGAUCCGUACCCAUUUCACCGAUGGUGUUCGAGCCCUUAUCUCGCGCGGUCAUGCCAACGUCAAUCUUCCUGAGAAAAUCAACGCAUGGACACCCUUAAUCAUUGCUGCCAUGGAAGGUUGUCAAGAUAUUGUUGAGUUGCUCUUGGAGGCCAAGGCAGACAAGUCGUACAUCGACAACGGUGGAUGGGCAGCUUAUGAGCAUGCGGUGUUCCGUGGACAUCCCGAAAUUGGACGCUUGACGAAGCCGGAUAUCGACGUAGAGAAAUAUAAGUUCCCUGCUCCAGCUGCUAGUGGACAGAGCAAUGGCAGCCAAAGCCCCACUACGAAAGCACGAUCGCGAGCUGGCCGUCUGUAUGGUCACAAAUAUCUGACAGAUCAGUGCAUGAUUAUCAUCAAGUUGGGCUCGAACGACGUCCGGAACCCGCUGUCACAGCGAUUCUUGAAGCUUGAUGAUAGCACGCUUGACGAACAGCGUCUAUCCAUCUCCGUUUCAGCCAUCAAUGCUACCGGUGAAUUACCGAUCCUCGACUUGCCGCCAAACAACCAACAGCAAUUGUUGCAGCCAGAGCCCAUGGUGCUUUUUGCUACAAAGCCCGAAGACGUUGUUUUACGCUUUGACUUGCUGGAAACCUUUGGAUCACCACGGGCCGACAAAAUUAUCGCACGAGGUACAGCGACGCUGGCUACUGAUCUGAUUUACACAAAGUCGAGAGGAUUCAAGGGCCGGGCACCGGGCAAUUCAUCACUGAGAGGACAACAGUCGGUGCCUUUGGUGCAGGCAUCUACACUUGAUUAUAUCGGCUCGCUUGGAUUCGAGUACUUUGUGGUGACACCGUUUUUCCAUCCAAAAAUGACCGUUGGUGAUCGCUACACAUAUUAUAAAUCUCUAGACACUAAGAUUAUUGGUCAUCGCGGAUCUGGUAUGAACCAACGCGCACCACAUCUUCAGGUCGGCGAAAACACUGUGCUCUCCUUCAUUACUGCAGCCUCUUUGGGAGCUGAAUAUGUCGAAUUUGAUGUCCAGCUUACGAAGGAUCUGGUCCCGGUAAUCUACCACGAUUGGACAGUGACCGAAACUGGCUUUGAUAUCCCACUCAAUGCUAUCACAUCAGAGCAAUUUCUCAAUUUGCGACCUUCAGGCCAUAUCAAGGAAUAUCACACUGGUGUCAGUGACGGUACACACGGAGAGAUUCAACCAACUUUCAACGGCGCUGCUGCUGCUGCUGCUGCUACUACUCCCUCAUACGAUAUUCCUGCCGUUGAAACAACCGGAAAUGCGCUUAAAGUACCAUCACCACCCAACAAGCGUGUGAACCGUUCUAACUCGUUGAGCGCCAUUGGUGGAUCCACAAUGCAUGGUCGCACAGUUGCCAGCAAUCGACUUGAAUUUACACGCACCAACAAACUCGGCAAACUCAAGGGCAACGGUCCUGAAACCAUUCAAGCUCCCUUUACGACCUUGGCCGAAGCAUUGAAACUGAUUCCCAAAACCGCUGGUUGCAACAUUGAAGUCAAAUACCCCAUGAUUGAUGAGGCAGAAAGUGACGAGCUGCACCAGUUUCAAGAAAUCAAUAUCUUUGUCGACACAAUUCUCGAGUGCGUGUAUGAUCAUGCUGAACAAGAUCGACGAAUAAUCUUUUCCUCGUUCCAUCCUGAGAUCUGCGUUGCGCUGAAUCUCAAGCAGCCCAAUUAUCCCGUGUUUUUCCUUACGGAUGCUGGCACGUUGCCCAUGGCGGAUGUUCGCUGCAACUCGUUGCAAGGCGCUGUACGAUUUGCAAAACAGGCAGAUUUGCUGGGUAUCGUCGCUGCUAGUGAACCGAUCCUCGAGGCGCCACGAAUGACAACCAUCAUCAAAGAGUCUGGCUUGCUGCUUUUCACCUAUGGCGUGCUUAACAAUGAAGUAGAGCAUGCUGUUGCGCAGAAAAAUUACGGUGUCGACGCUGUAAUUGUGGAUUCUGUGGUGGCAGUACGUAAAGGAUUGCGAGGCGACUCACAAGCAUCUGCAUCUUAA